Messenger RNA from Eruca vesicaria subsp. sativa (arugula), 279 nucleotides. NCBI's taxonomy places the organism in Eukaryota, Viridiplantae, Streptophyta, Magnoliopsida, Brassicales, Brassicaceae. The record is from the annotation of a GenBank genome assembly.
AUGGAGCACAAAAUAAUCGCGAUGUUAGUGGUGAUGUUCAUGGGGAGCCUUUUGGUCGAGACAGAGGCUAUAGAAUUUCAAGAAUGUUACAAAUUUUGUACUUUGGCUUGUGGUGCAACUGCGGAAGGAUUUAAAAAAUUGACAUCUUCGAUGGCGAUGGAAAGAAAACACGCAGCACCUCAAAAAUUUGUAGUUGAACCGCCACUGAUAUGCUGCCUUCGGUCUUCUAUCGAAGCCAUCUCCAUCACUGCCGCAGACCCUUGCCGUCGAUUCUGCUAA